AUGGAGGACAGGGAGCUGACUGGAGACAGCCAGCCUGGCUUCAGCAAGGGCAAGUCCUGCCUGGCCAACCUGGGGGCUUUCUGGGAGGGAUGGGAUGCCAUCCAGCUGGACCCGGACAAGCUCCAGAAGUGGGCUCAUUUUGACAUCACAGUGUUCAAGACAGCCAAGUGCACCUGGCUGCUCGUGAGGAAAGGGCUGCAGAUGUCCAACAGCAGCUCCAUCAGCCAGUUCCUCCUCCUGGCAUUUGCAGACAGGCGGGAGCUGCAGCUCCUGCACUUCUGGCUCUUCCUGGGCAUCUACCUGGCUGCCCUCCUGGGCAACGGCCUCAUCAUCACCACCAUCGCCUGGGACCACCACCUCCACACCCCCAUGUACUUCUUCCUGCUCAACCUCUCCCUCCUCGACCUGGGCUGCAUCUCCACCACCCUCCCCAAAGCCAUGGCCAAUUCCCUCUGGGACACCAGGGCCAUCUCCUACUCAGCAUGUGCUGCACAGCUCUUGUUCUUUGUCUUCUUCCUUGGAGCAGAGUGGUCCCUUCUCACCAUCAUGUGCUAUGACCGCUACGUGGCCAUCUGCAGACCCCUGCACUACGGGACCCUCCUGGGCAGCAGAGCUUGUGCCCACAUGGCAGCAGCUGCCUGGGCCUCUGGGUUUCUCAAUGCUCUGCUGCACACAGCCAGUACAUUUUCACUGCCCCUCUGCCAGGGCAAUGCCCUGGGACAGUUCUUCUGUGAAAUCCCCCAGAUCCUCAAGCUCUCCUGCUCACACUCCUACCUCAGGGAACUUGGGCUUCUUGUGGUUAGUGCCUUUCUAGCUUUUGGCUGUUUUGUCUUCAUGGUGGUGUCCUAUGUGCAGAUCUUCAGGGCUGUGCUGAGGAUCCCCUCUCAGCAGGGAAGGCACAAAGCCUUUUCCACCUGCCUCCCUCACCUGGCCGUGGUCUCCCUGUUCAUCAGCACUGGCAUCUUUGCCUACCUGAAGCCCCCCUCCAUCUCCUCCCCAUCCCUGGACCUGGUGGUGGCAGUUCUGUACUCAGUGGUGCCUCCAGCAGUGAACCCCCUCAUCUACAGCAUGAGGAACCAGCAGCUCCAGGAUGCUGUGCAGAAACUGGUGACUGGAGGAUUUUCAUAA
Messenger RNA from Apus apus (common swift), 1128 nucleotides. RefSeq names its product olfactory receptor 14J1-like. Lineage: Eukaryota; Metazoa; Chordata; Aves; Apodiformes; Apodidae. Gene Ontology annotation, molecular function: G protein-coupled receptor activity; olfactory receptor activity. The transcript has 3 exons. Gene Ontology annotation, cellular component: membrane. The record is from RefSeq and is a predicted model, not a curated record. Bases 1 to 1128 code for a protein of 375 amino acids. Gene Ontology annotation, biological process: G protein-coupled receptor signaling pathway.